This is a messenger RNA of Caenorhabditis sp. 36 PRJEB53466, 3285 nucleotides long. The record is from the annotation of a GenBank genome assembly. NCBI's taxonomy places the organism in Eukaryota, Metazoa, Nematoda, Chromadorea, Rhabditida, Rhabditidae.
AUGGCCACGUUCGCCUUCCUUAGCGCUCCGCUGAAGGCGACCAACGAAGUGGACCUCGUGAAGCCCCUGACCACCUACAUCGACAGCGUGUACAACACGUCUGAAGAGAACCGAUCGGAUAUUUCGGAAGCAGUUCAAGAACUCAACAAGCUCCGAUCCAGGGCGUGCUGCCAGCCUCUUGAUAAACAUCAGUCUGCAUUGGAUGUUGUUACCAGGUAAUCAUUGUCUAGGUUUUUCCGAAAACUAAAGUCUUCAUUUUUCAGAUAUUACGAUCAACUUGUCGCCAUUGAGAGUAAGAUUAUAAUUUCGGCCACUCAAAACCCGGUCAUCUUCAAGUGGAAAGAUGCGUUCGACAAAGGAAGCCUCUUCUCCUCCCGCGCCUCCCUCUCCCUCUCUGACGGCUCCUUCGAACGUGCCGCUGUUCUUUUCAAUGUCGGAUCGCUGAUGUCUCAAAUCGCCGCUUCCCAGCAAUUUCACACUGACGACGAGAUCAAGACGUCUGCGAAGCUCUUCCAGCAGUCGGCCGGAGUGUUCGCCCGUCUGAGAGACACGGUACUCGGGAUGGUCCAACAGGAUCCCACCCCAGAUCUCAUGCCGGAUACUCUCGCUGCCUUGUCUGCGCUCAUGGUCGCUCAAGCCCAGGAGGCCAUCUACAUCAAAGGAUACAAAGACAAGAUGAAACCUUCCGCAAUGGUCAAGAUAUCUGCUCAAAUCGCGGAGUUCUACACGGAGGCGCAGAAGGUCAUGACGAAGGAUGUGGUCCGUGGAUUGUGGGACAAAGAAUGGAACAAUAUGGUCAACGGAAAGACUCUCGCGUAUUCUGCCCUCGCUCAGUUCCAUCAGGCAGAAGUUAACGGGGAAAAUCGUGAAAUCGGAGAACAGCUCUCCCGACUUGCUGAGGCCCUGCGGCUAUUCGAAACUGCUCAAAAGUACCUGCCAAAGGAUGUGACGGGCAUUUGGGAUCUUUAUCCUGCCAUCAGCAAAGCACAUGUCGCUGCCAAGAAGGAUAACGACUUCAUCGUAUGCUAUCAUAGACUGAACCUGAUCUAUUGUUUUUCUUACAGUAUCACGAGCGCGUCGCCGAUUUCCGGUCGCUCCCGACUCUCCCGAAGGCGCCACUUGCAAAGGCACUUCCGGUAUCUAACCCACUGACGCCUAACUUUAGAGGUAUUCUUUUUUCAAAACGUUCACAGUUUAUCUCAAGUAUUACACUUCAGACAUGUUCUCCUCGUUGGUCCCUGUCCAAGUGCACAACGCAAUGCAAUCGUACGAUGCUCGAAAGGCUGAGCUCGUCAACAUGGAGACUGUCCGUAUGCGAGAAGCCACACAGCUCAUGAACGGAGUCCUCGCUUCUCUGAACCUUCCGGCUGCUCUGGAUGACGUCACUUCGACUGAAACUCUUCCGGAAUCCAUCAAGCUGAAGUCGGCAAAACUAAAGCAGAACGGCGGAAGCGCGGAAAUUCAACGACUCUUCACAGAACUACCAACUCUUUAUCAAAGAAAUGAGGACAUUCUAACUGAGACGAGUCGCAUUCUUAAUGAGGAGAAGGAGAGCGAUGACACGAUGCGAAAGCAGCUCGGCACUAAAUGGAAUCGUAUGUCCAGCGAGCAACUGACCGGACCAUUAGUCACGGAGAUUGGAAAGUACCGCGGAAUUCUUCAUACAGCUUCGAACGCCGAUAAAAUGGUCAAGGACAAGUUCGAGACGCACCGUCAAGGAAUAGAAUUGUUGUCGAACAACGAAACCGCUCUCAAAUCCGCGAUUCCCGGACAAACCGCCCAUGCAACUGGAGAGACGGACACGGUCCGUCAGCUGAAACAGCUGUUGUCCUUAUGGAACGAAGUCACCACGGACAGAGAACUUUUGGAAAAAGAGCUGAAGAGUACCAACUGCGAUAUUGCCAACGACUUUCUGAAGGCGUUGGCGGAGAAUCAACUCAUCAACGAAGAGCACAUUUCAAAGGAAAAGAUUGGCCAGUUGUUUGGAGAUCUGAAGAGACGAGUUCAGUCGUCACUCGACAAGCAAGAGACGCUGAUGAGUCAGAUACAAACUGCCAACAACAAGUUCACUGGAGAGAAAACGGGCUCGAGUGCCGGGGCCGAAAGAGAGCGCAUUCUGAAGAUGUUGGCACAGGCGGCCGACGCCUACACCGAGCUGAAGGCCAAUCUUGAGGAGGGAACCAAGUUCUACAACGACCUCACUCCGAUUCUCGUUCGUCUCCAGCAGAAGGUCAGCGACUUCUCUUUCGCCCGCCAAACCGAGAAAGAGGACUUGAUGAGACAACUGCAGCUGAGCAUCGUUUCUGGUGAGUGAGAGGAACUUAUGUGAGGGAAAGGAAGCAGUGAGAAGUUUAUUUUAGAUUAUGACGGUACGUACUGACAGAAAAUGGGUCUGUUCUUCUAAUCGUUGUCAGUGAUUAGCUGGAUGUAGUGUUUUGUAGUCGUGUUCUGUCAUUUCAGGCCAGGCAGCCAAAGCAGUUGUCGACGGAGUCAACUCACUCGUAUCUUCCUACCUGACUUCCGGUCCGUUUUGUGUGAAUUCUUGCAUGUCCAUCUCGCAUUCCUCGCUUGCCUCCUCCCUAUUCUCCAUGUUUCCUUUCCAUCAACCAAACUGUAUUUAGGAACCAGCGCCGCCCCAUCGACUCCAUCUUCUGGCGCUGCUGCUCCACCAAGACCGCCCCCGCCGCGACCAGCCCAAAGUGUCGAGUCGCCAAUUCCGCCGCCCAGAACUCAACAGUCUAUGCAAGGUGAGCACGCAUCCAGUUAUCCGGCCUUACAUGUUAGCUAAUAUUCGUAUUUAUCUAUCAACACUAACUCUCUCUGUUCGUUCGUUAUCACCGUUUCCUAUGUAUUCAGCCACUCCGGGAGCCGUUCCCACUCAACCGCCGGCUGGCUACAAUCCGUACCAGCAGCAGCCGGUCCAGCAAUUCCAGCAACACCCGGGCUAUUAUCAGCAGCCAAUGCCGUACGGUGUGUUUCUUUGUCGUCUUGUCUCCGUCUGAUAUGUGCCAUAGUUUCUCUGACGGAGAGUGUUUUCCUGAAGAGAGAGUGUCACAUUUUGGAUUUCAUUGAACGUCUGAUUUCUUUCCAGGUCAACCGCAGCCGCAAAUGAUGUUCCAGCCUCACUACCAGCCGACAUUCGCGGCUCCGUACCCGACAUUCCCUGGUGCUUUCCCAUCCUACCAGCAGCAACAAUGGCCGCAACAACAGCAGCAAGGCGGAUUCCCUCCGAACCCUCAAUUCGGACAACAACAACCUGGAGGAGGAACAAACCCAUUCCAGUAG